AAAAAUGUUUUUAAUCUGUAGUUAAAGAUAAUAAAUAGGAAAAUCACCGUGAAAUUAACGUUAAUGUGCCGUAUUUGAGUGAAAGGUUGUUUUGUACGAUCCGGCGCAGGGAUACUGCAGCCUUGCGUUGGAAGAGGAACACCGGCCGCUACUCGUGUUUUAAGGUAUCUUUACAUUAGCUACGCGUAGUCGGAUUCACUCGGAUUGACUUUACGUUUUAAAUGAUAGAAACAUUUUAUCCGAGCCGCAGGCCGUGUGUAUGGAUUUCUUGAGGUCGACGUGUUUUUGAAAGAAUCCAGGUAACGUUGCCAGAAUGCCACUACAUGGAAAAAUAGUUGUGGUUAAGCGGAGCGGAGGAGACGGCACGGAAUUUCCUCUGACUGCAUCGUGCUUGUUUGGAAGGAAGCCUGACUGUGAUAUUCGUAUUCAGCUUCCCCAAGUUUCUAAGGAGCACUGCAGAAUUGACUUGAAUGAAAAUAAAGAGGUUAUACUAACAAAUUUGAGCUCAGUGAACCCGACCUGUGUCAACGGAGAGGUGCUGCAACAGUCUGAGCGUUUGAAGGAUGGCGAUGUCAUAACCAUUGUUGACCGUUCUUUCAGGUUUGAGUACCCUCCGGCACCCACGCCGAAGAAGUUUAUCAAAGGAAGCAGAGCCGGAACCCCCAAAUCCCAUCUUAAAGAUGGAACUAACCACAACAUCCAGCGAUCACUGGAGCAAACUAAGGGGAAGGACCCCAAGGAGGACGGUGACACGCAAGAAAGCAAUACAGUAUCUCCUUUUAGUGAUCUCUAUCAAAUGAUCAGAAAAUCUCUGGAUGUUAGGACCCCUCAGAAAUCUACUGGCACCAACAUCCGGACGCCAUCGAGGAAAAUCAAUGUUUCCACAAAAGGCACACUAAAAGUGGCAGAGGCCACAGUCUCUCAUGGCGAAGUUGAAGCAGAGGCUAAAAGUACAAGUAAUGUUGUCCCGACAUCUGACAAGAAGCGUAGCAAUUCCCCCCAGAUUAUCGCUUCUGAUGUGAUGACUCCUGCUAAAAAUGCAGCUAAUAAGUCUGAAGUGAGCUCUCCACAGACAAGGCAGCGUGUCACUCCUCAGAGGUUUAAUGCCAGUGAUGAUGUUGAGCGAAUUUGUACUCCAACACUCAAGUCGCCCGUGAGACGCAGGAGCAAGGAGGCCACACCAGCCAAGCAACAUGACAAAGUCAUAUCCAGUCCACACAAUAAAAACUCACCAGGAGUCAUGAAAAAAGGGGUGGCAAAUAAACGCAAAAGUGCAGAGCUUGUGCUUGACUCACCGGCACCACAUAUGAAGAAGAAACGUGUUUCUUUUGGAGGUUACCUGGUUCCUGAGCUGUUUGAUAAAAAAAUGCCCCCUGAUUCUCCCCUACGCAAAGGCGAGAAUCCUAGAAGGAGCCUCUGUCGUGUUAAACCCAAACAAUCACUGCUGAGACGAGCAUCAGUCAUUGGCCUGCUAAAUGUGGCUGAAAGUCCCACAAAAAAGAGCUCUCGAUCUCCAAACGUUUCUGUGAGGAACUCUCCAAAAGGACGCUCCCCAUCCUCCAAAGAGCCAUCCCCAGGAAAGAAGACUCCAAAACCAAGGACACCUUCUCCUCAUAAGAAGUCGCCAAAAUCUACACCAGCGAAGUCACCAAGACCCAACACUCCAUCUGCCAAGGCCUCAUUGUCAGUAGAGAAAUCAUCCGAAUCAAGAUCCUCUUCGGAGAAGUCAUCACCAAGGACACCUUUGCCCAAGUCAGGAAAAUCUACACCAACCUCACCCAAGUGGCCGUCUCCUGUUAUAAAGUCACUAAAACCCAACACACCAUCUGCCAUUCUGUCAAUGUCAAGAGAGAAGUCUCCCAAAUCAAGAUCUUCCCCAGCAUCUUCAGAAAAUACAUCAGGGACACCUUCGCCCAAGUCUCCAAAAUCUACACCAGCCUCGCCCAAGUGGGUGUGUCUUACUAUGAAGUCACCAAAACUCAACACACAGUCUGCCAAGGCUUCAUUGUCAGGUGAAAAAUCACCAAAAUGGAGGUCUUCCUAUCCACCUUCUUCUGAGAAGACAUCAAAACUCAGCACACCGAGGAGACCAUCUUCCUCCAGCAACAAAUUCGAAACUCCUUUGGCCAUAGGCCUGACUUGCAAGGAAACACCCACCAGCACAAAGAGGACAUCCCCCAGGCUUACCGCUCAGGGAAAUGGCAACAAAACACCAGUGAAAGCACCCCAGGGCACUCAAAUGAACAUUUCAUCCGUACAAGGACGCUUUUCUGUGUCUCGCAUCGAAACUCCAACACCAAUGGCAGAAGCUGCAAUCGUGGAUCCAGUGCAGUCAGCCAUGGUGAUACCCAAAAUCCCUCUGCAAAGGAAAAGCAUGAAGACUGCUUCACGCAAGACUCCUUUGGCGAAGAGUGCUAUUAAAGUCAUGAUCAGAAGAAGUGGCAUUUCACGGGCAUCAAUGAAAGCAAUGAUUUCUUGGGCGGACACUGUCAGGUUCGGGCAGGUUAAGGUCCAAGCGGCUGUCUCAGCCAAAAAGACAGUAAAAAGUAUUGUAACAACUACAAAGGUUGUGAAGAAGAAGGUGUCCAGGCCACAGACUCCUCUAAGAAAGCAGCUGGGCCAUGCAAGCACUGGACAUGCAGAUUCGCCUGUUACGAUCGUUGUGGGCCAAGCUUUCAAGCAGAAAGUUUCGCACCCAACUGGUGCUGCACCAAAAGUCAUCUUCAAUACAGUAAUCUCAAAGAAAAACAUGAAAAUGGAUGAGGAUUUAUCUGGAAUCUCUGAAAUGUUUACAACACCUGUAAAAGAGGUGGCGAGAAAAUUGGAAACCAGCAGCACUACAAAGACACCAUUGCUAGUUAAUGAGCCAGCUGUGCUAGAGCCUUCUGUGCUGAAUACUCCUGAGGAGCCAGGUGAAAUGGUUGUAUCCCCACUCACUCUUGCAUCUACUGCAAAAGCAGGCCGAUACAACAAAGAGGCAGUGAAGCGCCUUCUGAAUGGCAGUCAAGAAUCCAGUUUCAACAAUUUCUCUUCUGGUAUGGAAAUUAAGGAGGAUUCUGUUGAACAGCAAUACACAGGAACAAAGGCAAGCGAUGUAACAACUCCUAAGCAGAAGCAGCAACCAUCAGUGUGUCUCACUGGUGUUAGGAGGCUCAUGAAGACCCCAAGACAGAAGGCUGAACCUGUGGAGGACUUGAGAGGAAAACUCCUGAAAACACCUAAACAAAAACCUGAGCAACAGGAAUGCCUCACCGGCGUGAAGAGGAUCAUGAGGACCCCCAGACAGAAGAUUGAACCUGUUGGGGAUCUGAGAGGAAAACUUCUGAAAACUCCAAAGCAGAAGUCUGAGGAAAAAAGAAUUUUGACCACUCCGACAGCGAGUGAACACAUUAACCUACAAUGGAAACUCCUCCCAACUCCCAAGGAAACAGAAGUUGCUGAUGUUUCUUUCAGUGGUAUUGCAGACCUUCUGGAGACACCGGCAAAAGAUUCACAUAACCUAGUAACACCAGCUAAAGAAUCACAAGACCUACCAGAACAGACAAACUCAGCAACUCCAAAAGUGAGCAACUCCCCGAUAGACUGCUUCGCUGGUAUCAAGAAAGUAAUGAAAACACCUAAGCAGAGAAGUGCACCUUUUGAAGGCAUUCUUGGAAUUGAGAGGCUCAUGAAGACUCCCAAAGUGCGAAGUGAACCAGUGGAGGACAACUUCGGUACCAAGCAGCUCAUGAAGUCACCCAGGCUGAGGGGUAGUGCUCCCCUAGAGGACUUUGAGGCACUUCAAGAGCUCAUUGAGGAACCAGUUGAGUUUAAAGAUCACCCUGCAAGUAGUUACUUGGAUGAAGAAAAAGAUUUUAUUCAAGGACAACCAGAGGACAAAGUGUCAUCAGGUGUGACCCAUGACACUCCUCAACUUGACAUCUCAAGAGAGAAAACUGAGGUUUUGGUGGAGGUUCCCAGUGUUGCUUGUGAAUCAUUAGAAGCUAAGAAAGCAGUUUCCCAGGCUGUAUCAGAGGCUGCACCAGGAGUGACAGAAAUGCACACGGCUUCUAUUGAGUCGGCCAAUUCAAAGAAAUCAGUCCAAGGUAGAAGGGCCAAAAUAGCGGAACCCAAAGUGGCUGAACCGGUGUCAACAGAAUCAUCUGAAGGUCCUGUUGUCACAGCUCUUCUCAGAGGAAGAAGGGGGAAGAAAGUAGACUCUACUGAACCACCUGCAGAAGAAGCAAUAGCGGCCCCAAAGACGAAAAGAGGAAGAUAUGCCAAAAAGGUUGAGACAGUCCAACAGGCUGCCCCUGAAACUUUGCCAGAGCCUGAGAGUGAGCAGAGUCUCCCAGUGGAUAUUGAACCUGUAAUGAAAAACAGUGCUGCACCUUUGGAAAAAGAGGCUGUGAACCCUAAAAGAGGAAGAUAUGCCAAAAAGGUUGAGACAGUCCAACAGGCUGCCCCUGAAACUUUGCCAGAGCCUGAGAGUGAGCAGAGUCUCCCAGUUGAUAUUGAACCUGUAAUGAAAAACAGUGUUCCACCUUUGGAAAAAGAGGCUGUGAAACCUAAAAGAGGAAGAUAUGCCAAAAAGGCCUUGGAACAAAUCGAAACGUUCCUCGAAGCUGCCACUGAAACUUUGAUGGAGCCUGAUAGUGAACCAACUCUCCCAGAGAAUAUUGAGCCUCCAAUAAGUGACAGUGUUGCACUUUUGGAAAAAGUGGCUGUGAGGCCCAAAAGAGGACGAUGCGCCAAAAAGGCCUCAGAACAAAUAGAAACGAUCGCUGAAGCUGCCACUGAAACUUUGCCGGAACCUAAGGGUGAGCAGACUCUCCCAGUUGAUAUUGAGUCUGCAAUGAAUAAAAGUGUUGCACCUUUGGAAAGAGAGUCUGUUAAGCCUAAAAGAGGACGAUAUGCCAAAAAGGUUGAGACAGUCGAACAGGCUGCCACUGAAACUUUGCCAGAGCCUGAGAGUGAGCAGAGUCUCCCAGUUGAUAUUGAACCUGCAAUGAACAACAGUGUUGCACCUUUGGAAAAAGAGGCUGUGAAAUCUAAAAGAGGAAGAUAUGCCAAAAAGGCCUUGGAACAAACUGAAACAAUCCCUGUAGCUGCCACUUUGCCGGAGCUUGAUAUUGAGCCGGCAGUGACUGACAAUGUUGCACCUUUGGAAGAGGCUGUGAAAGCCAAGCGGGGAAGAAAACCCAAACAAUUUUCUCACUGUAAACAAGCUCAGUCUUCUGCCUGCAGUGAUGUUUCCCAAGAUAACACUCCACAAGAUAACAGUGAAGGCAGUGGUGACCGCCAGGGCCAGAUGCCAAGUGAACACCAUGAAAAUAAAUCUUCAGAUUCUGCUAAGAGUUUGCCAGAAUUUAAGACUGCAACAGAGAGAGACAUCACUGUCGUUCAGAAGUCGUCUGUUCGAGGAAGACGGGGUAAACUAGUGGAAAAUACAGCGGAGGAAGAGAAGCAGGACACGGCUUUUGAAGAAGCUCUCGUCUCAGCUCCAGUCAGGGCCAGAAGAGGGAAGAGAAUUGAAGCAACCGCACCACCCGCAGGCAGACAAACUACCAGGAAUAGGAACGCAAAGACAAAGAAAGAUGCUUGUGAUGCUCAGUCUGUCAUGGUGCCAGAGAAAGAUAUGGAGUUAAAUUUGGUGACUGGAACUUCAGAAACCCACACCAGUCAAGAUGAUGUCAGAAUGUCUGAUGAGGACUUGGUCAACAAGUCGAGUCGAGGCAGAAGAGCUAAGCACACACCUGUUGAACCCCCUCAGCCAAAACUAGAAAAAACGCUGGAGAUUGAACAGCCUUCUGUCUCUGUACAACCACAGCUACCAGCACCAACCAAUAAAAAGGGAAGAGGCAGAAAAGUGAUCUCUGAGACAGUUGAGCUAGUGGAACAUGAAAAAGAUGAAAUCAUCUCUGAGGAAACAAAGCAUCAGUCCAAGCCUCUCGCCAGAACCAGAGGAAGAAACGCAAAGCACAAAGAAGAGCUAGAUAAUAGUGACAAGACUUCCGUAGUAGCACAGUCUGUACUCCAGGAGCUAAUAAAAACAUCACGUGAGCAAACUGUUGAUGUGGAAAAUCCUGUCCAAGUGCAAGCUGAAGCACCACAAGUUUCUGAACCAGAGCAAAUGAGCGAACACACUUCUAGCAGUACAAAAACAAGACGAGGAGUGGUACGAAAACUAAAGCAAGAAGCAGUUACUCCUGGGUCGGCAGAGAACCAAGAUAGUCCUAUUGAGACUCCAACAGAAAAACCCAAACGAGGAAGGCGAGCAAAACAAGUUGAAGAUGGUACCACCUCAGAAGUACCAGAAGAAACUGAUAUUGCAACAAGGCGAGUGGUACGAAAACCAAAGCAAGAAGUUACUGUUGAAUCUGUAGAGAACCAUGAUGGCCCAAUUGAAACGCUAACAGAAAAACCCAAACGAGGCAGGAGAGCAAAACAAGUUGAAGAUGUUACCACCUCUGAAGUAAAGGAAAAACCUGAACCUCAACAGAAACCGCAACGGGGAAGAGGUUUGAAAACUAAUUUGAAAAACGAGAUGCCACAAGUGGUUCCAGCCAAGAGAGCACGACGAGGGUCAGCCUCUGCCUGUGAGGAGGCCAAAGAAGUUCCAGUGACAGUUCCAGCGUCAGCUCCAGUCACAGUACCGGAGUCAGCUCCAGCUUCAUUAGAACCAGUCAAAAGGGGAAGACUACAAAACCCCGUAAGAUCAGUGAAGUGGAACCUAGAGGUCGAAGUUCAUGAGCUUCCGAAAAGACCUGUGAGAGCGGUGCGAGGCAAGCGGUCGAGCCCUGGUGAUCACGCUGUGACUCUAAGCCAGAGUGAGUCAGAGAAUGCUGAUAAAACUGAAGAGGACCUCUCAGAAAAAGCAGUGGAACCUCAGCCUGCCAAGAGACCCAGGCGAGGGACAAAGGUUGCAAAUGAAACACAGUCCACCAGCGAGGUAGCCACCAAGGAAGCUAAAGAUACUCCGACCCAGCCAAAAACUAGAAAAGGAAGAUCAACCAAGAAAUGAACACCUCUGUAUAAAGGUUAAUCAGAAUGUUUUUUUUUUUUGUUUUUUUUGCCAUCAGCCUUUUGUAAUUGGCACUGUUUUAUGAAAUCUCUUUUUGGGUCAUGUUUUACAUUAAAAAUUAAGCACUGUUCUUUUUUUUUACAGCAGGGAAUUUUAUCCACUUAUUUUAAUUUUUAAAUCAAUUUCAUUCGUUAUGUUUUGUGGUUAAAAAAAAAAUAAAGUAAAAUGUGCAUUUGAAA
Molecule: messenger RNA, 7242 nt
Organism: Phyllopteryx taeniolatus (common seadragon)
Lineage: Eukaryota; Metazoa; Chordata; Actinopteri; Syngnathiformes; Syngnathidae
Gene: mki67
Product: marker of proliferation Ki-67
Exons: 15
Coding region: 314-7003 (2229 amino acids)
Biological process (GO): regulation of chromosome segregation; regulation of mitotic nuclear division
Cellular component (GO): chromosome; nucleus
Molecular function (GO): protein binding
Source: RefSeq, a predicted model, not a curated record